Messenger RNA from Uloborus diversus, 1164 nucleotides. RefSeq lists its product as uncharacterized. The transcript has 4 exons. The record is from RefSeq and is a predicted model, not a curated record. Bases 90 to 758 code for a protein of 222 amino acids. Lineage: Eukaryota; Metazoa; Arthropoda; Arachnida; Araneae; Uloboridae.
GGAUGUAAUAGUAUUUUAAGUAAUGAUAUUUGACGAGUUUUCUGACUUCUUUCAUCGUGGAAUAUGCAACAAGUGCAUGACAUCUUAGGAUGGUGGAUAGCAAGAGAAAAAUUCUUCUCUGUUUCCUGUUGAGUGGCGCCAUAUUGAAAAUUCAAAGCACUCAUUUAAAAGACCAAAUACGGAAAGACGUGUGUAGUCCACCACAGAAUGCAUGUGCCCUGGCUGAUCAUGUUGACAGAAUCAUAGUCGAAAUGAGGAACGUGACCCCUGACAAGUUUAUUUUGGAGUUAGAACAACAAGCGAGUAGGGUUAUGCCCCUUCAGAGAAUAACCAGUGGUUACAUCCUCGGUAUUACGACUCUGGGAAGAGAAGGACUGGUGGACUUGCAGUGCCCUGCGCCAUUGCAAGAACCCGGAGUUCUACGACUGACGUUGUCGACGAACAACAUGACAGUCGUUCACAAUUGGAGGAGGUUGCUGUUGUUUGCAUUUAAGGGAGAAGCCAUCGUGAAGAUUGGAGACUUUGCAGCCGAUGUGAAAGUUAUGUUUGACAGAUUGAUGGCAGAUCCCCCUGAAAUAACAUCAUUAGAAAUAACGAGGUUGACAAUCACAGAAGUUCUAAAUUCUGGAAGUUUCUCUUCAUUUCUAAAUUACUUCAACACUUUUUCAGCGAACAUUUUCAAAGAAACCAUUAAAUCCAAAAUUAAAUCUGCAUUAAAACCUCUCUUCAACAAGCUAAUUAAGGAAUUUUAUGCUUAAACGAAUUUAUUUCAGUGGUUUAUAUAAAAACAGUUCUUAUAAAAGGGUUCAAAUGCAUGCAAGUACAAGUGCUCGAACUUCUCGUACUUAAUUAUAUUUAGCUUCAUAUAAAAGUUCUGCUCACUUUCCAUAUAAUUUGCAUUCUAAAUGCAAUCUAUAUUUUACACCAGGCUGCGGCCCAUAGGCUUAAUAUUGUACCAACCAAUUCUGAUUUCCUCGUUAAAUCAGGGCUCGAUAUAAGCAAGUUCGAUUGUUAUAAUAUGAAGUUGUUUGAUUAUUUGUAAUCGAAAUACAUGCAUUUAUACGAAUGAAAUAAACAUAACUAGAAUACAAGGUGUGAAUUACUUUCUUCCACAAUACCAUGACAGCAAACAUACAAGAAUCAAACAUAAUCAAGAAGUUUGUU